GGUCUCUCCACUUGAAUUGCUAGAGCUGUGUGGCCAUGGAAUCACCAUCAUGAUGGCUAACUAUCGUUCGUUUCCAUUUUCCUUUAGAUCAUUCCCUCCUUGACCCUUCCAACCCACAGACCACGAUUUGGUCUUCGUACCGCAAUGGCCAUCAAAGUGCCCCCGGGCCAAUCGCCACCUUUCGAGACUAUAGACGAUAAGCACCAUGCUGGUAUUAUCAUUAUCACCGCCGCCAUAUGCCUAGUAAUCUCGCUGGUCUGCCUACUAAUCCGGGUAUACGUGAGGAUAUAUCUCAAUCCACCAUGGGGAUCAGACGAUAUCAUGCUGUUGGGAGCGACGGUUUCCGCCAUUGCCGAGUCGAUCAUCAUAUUCCACGCCGCGAGUAUCGGCUUCGGGACGGAUAUAUCGCUGCUCACCGAGAAGGCCGUUGACCGCAUACAGAAUUCCCUCCUCGGUGCCGACGUCCUAUACCUCUUAACCCUAUACCUCUCAAAAUGCUGCAUCGUCGCCAUCUACUUACGCUUGACGCCGCGCAAGCGCCACAAAAGCAUUCUUUGGGCGACGUUCGGGCUCAGCACAGUGGGGAUUAUAGUUUCGGUGCUGCUCAUCGCAGUGAACUGCGAGGGGAACAAGCCGUGGGUUGUACCUGGCGAGCAGUGUCAUAACCUGUUCCCCCGCUGGCAAGCAAUCACCGCGCUCGACAUCUCGACAGAGAUCUUACUAUUUACCUUCUGCAUCGCCCUAGUCUGGGGUCUGCAGAUGCACAUUUCACAUAAAAUCGUGAUCAUGGUAUCUUUCGCGGCGAGACUACCACUAAUAAUAUUCUCCGCCCUCCACCUUUCCACCCUGAAAGAAUACACGACCAUGAAAAACCCAACAUUCACCGCAAUUAGCCACACGAUCUUCACCCAGCUCCACCUCAAUUACGCCUUGGUAGCAUGCACGGUCUUCUGCCUGCGCCCCUUCAUGAACGCCCUCACAACCAACUACGGCACAGCUGGCGACUCCAACCUCGGUAGUAGCAGCGGCGGCUACGGCUAUGGGUAUGGGUCUGGGAGACGGGGGAAUACAGACCCCUACGCGACGGGGCGGUCGCGGGAUUAUGAGAUGGGGACUGUAAAAGGACGGCCCGCGCGCCGGGCAAGUGGCUUGUUCACGGGGAGGCCGGAUGUGGGCGAUGGGACAGAGAAUGGGACGGUUGUUUGUGAGGCUGGGGGGCCGUCCAACUCGGGGGAGGGGCGGUCCGAAGGGGACAGGGGCAGUAUGCGCAGUGGGAGUGACGGGAGUACGAGGAUGAUUAUUCGGAAGGAUGUGGAAUAUUCUGUCUCUGUGGGGAAUUCAUAGAUCUUUUAUUUUGUUUCGACGAAAAAUAUCGUCUUUCAACCCGGUGGUCCGUGAUAUAUAUAUGGGAUACGAAGCCACUAGAAAGGUAAACGACAGUUUAAUAUUAA
Messenger RNA from Penicillium samsonianum, 1451 nucleotides. RefSeq lists its product as uncharacterized. The record is from RefSeq and is a predicted model, not a curated record. The transcript has 5 exons. The coding region runs from base 145 to 1344 and encodes 399 amino acids. Lineage: Eukaryota; Fungi; Ascomycota; Eurotiomycetes; Eurotiales; Aspergillaceae.